GGCUGUUCAAAUAGAUAGGUUAAGUUAUAUUACAUUUCAAAUUGUUCAACUUCCGUAACAUAACUCAGAAAAACUUCAAAUUUUUGUUAAAUAAUGACCCCAUAUGCGUGUCCCAGGCUGCUCUGUUCUCAUGUCGGCUUUAAAUGUCUCAUAAUUGCUCGCGGAAUUAGCAAAUACAUUCACAGAGACAUUUCAGCGAAAUCUAUUCGGCAAAAUUUUCUCAAUUACUUUAUAGAGAAAAAUGAACAUAAUUUCGUCAGGUCCAGUCCAGUUGUGCCGUUUUGUGACCCCACGGUGCCCUUCGUCAAUGCCGGAAUGAAUCAGUUUAAGGGCAUUUUCCUGGGCACGCAAACACCACAUUUCACCAAAGUAACCAACAGCCAAAAGUGCGUAAGAGUUGGUGGCAAACACAAUGAUAUAAAUAUAGUGGGAAAGGAUGGAUACCAUCAUACGUUUUUCGAAAUGUUGGGCAACUGGUCGUUUGGCGAGUAUUUUAAAGAGGAGGCCUGUAAAAUGGCAUGGGAAUUAUUAACACAAGUUUAUAAAAUUCAUCCUUCCAGAUUGUAUGUCACGUAUUUCGCGGGCGAUGAAUCAUUAGGACUAUCGAAGGAUGCGGAAACUUAUAAUAUCUGGAAAUCCCUUGGAAUAAAGAAUGAUAGAAUAUUGCCGUUUGGUGCUAAGGAUAAUUUCUGGGAAAUGGGAGUCACUGGGCCAUGUGGGCCGUGCACAGAAAUCCACUUCGAUCACACGGGAAGUGCGAAUCGAGCGGAAUUUGUAAAUAAAGACCUUCACGAUCUUACAGAAAUUUGGAAUUUAGUUUUCAUUCAGUACAAUAGACAGUCGGAUGGUUCUCUCUUGUCCCUGCCUAAGAAGCAUGUUGAUACAGGCAUGGGCUUGGAAAGACUGUGCUGCGCUUUACAAGGAAAAUCCAGCACUUAUGACACCGAUCUUUUUGAGUACUUGAUAAAUGCAAUUCAAAAGAAUUGCAGCAACGUGCAAAAGUAUUCGAGAAAAUUCGGAGAGCAGGACUGGAACCAUAUCGACACCUCCUACAGAAUAUUGUCUGACCAUUUACGAAUGCUUACCGUUUGUUUGGCUGAUGGAGUAAUUCCUGAGCAAAAUCAGAAACUGAGACGAGUCAUCAGGAAAUGUUUCGUUCUAAGCGAAACUGUAUUUGGGAAAGAUAAAGGCUUAGUGAGAGAGCUAUCAAAUUACGUGGUUGAAAACCUAGGAGAUGUAUAUACAGAACUAGAAAAAAACGUUAAACUGAUCCAUCAGAUACUGGACUACGAAGAGGAAAUAUACAAGUCAAUAAGAACAGCAGCCAGAAAGGAGUGGGAUAAGCUUGAUAUAGAUAAAAAUCUGGCCAACUUGGACAAGGUAGAUAUCACCCCGAGUUUCAUAAAAGCAUACAAAGAACUGUACGUCCAAAAGCCGACUGAAAUCGACGGAGUGUUGGCCCAUAGACUUUAUGAUACUCACGGGUUUGAUGUGGAGGCAAUCCAACAACUGGCGGAAGUUUUGAGUAUAAAAUUUCUGCCCAUUAGUUUUGAGAAGAAAAUGGAGGAGAUUAAGCAAAAAUCCAAAUCGAACAGGCAGCUUUCGAUUGACAAGUUACUCAGUGCUUUAACGGCGACUGAUCUGAAAAAGACUGACGAUUCCGGAAAGUAUAUUUAUAACAAAAAGGGCACUCAGUAUGAUUUCCCAGAAAUCCAAUCUACAAUUCUUCAAAUCGUAGACCACAAUAGUUUCAUAUCACAAGUCAAAGAUGGACAGUCAUGUGGUUUGAUUCUCGAUAAGACAAACUUCUACUGUGAAGCUGGCGGGCAGGAAUGUGAUAAAGGCCAGAUACAUUUUCAUGGAGCAAAAUUUCAAGUUGAGACUGUUUCCAAAUUAAACGACGUUAUUGUCCAUAGAGGAUAUUUGAAGGGCGAUGCCAUCAAAGUUGGAGCUCAGGGCAGAAUAUCGGUUGAUAGAGAAUAUCGAUUGAGGACGAUGCAAAAUCAUACAUGUGCCCAUCUCUUGAACGCAGCAAUCAAGCAAAUCAAGUCAGCUACGUGCCAAAAAUCAAGCAAAGUGACCAAUCAGUAUGUUAAUUUGGACGUGUCUGUCUUCGGGCCCAAAUUCAAUAUCAAAGAUGUCAUUCGAGCGGAAGAAAUCAUCAGCAAAGUGAUUCAAGAUCAGCUCAACGUUAGAAUCAGUACUACGGAUAGUCAAGGAUUGUAUAGUUAUGACCAAAUUACUUUGAUACCUGGGGAAGUUUAUCCAGAUAACGAUAUCAGAAUUGUGGAAAUUCAAAAUGAGUCUGACUUUAUUUCAAGGGAACCGUGUUGUGGAACUCACGUACUAAACACCGCAGACUUAGAAGAUUUUUGCAUAGUUAGCGUAAAAUCGCUGGGCAGGAGCUCAUCGUCCUUACAUGGGGUCACCGGUGAAAGAGCGAAAUUAGCCAGAAGAAAUGCCGCCGAUCUUGCUGAAGAUAUCGGUGUCUUCAAAAAAUCGCUAGCUGCGCAUCUAGAUACGCCCGAUAUGCUGGACAUGGGCGUAUUAUCGCUGAAACAACGGCUUAACUUUGAUGUAACGGAUGAUUUUAUAUUGCCAUAUGUUUAUAAGCAGGAAGCUUUGGAAGAACUCAAUGCAAUCAGCAGACAGAUUAAAGAGAAAAGCAAUGAAGAUUUAAGGAAUUUCGUGGACAUGGAAAUGCAUGACGCUUUAGAACGAAAAGUUGAAGUAACAGCAUCCGACCGAAAAUUUAUAGUGCACUAUUUGAGAAGCUCCAUGAUGUUCGAAUCGGUUCCACUACAAAGAGCUACGGCGAUGUGCUCGGAUAUGCCGGUUAUCGUUAUAGCGUAUUCCGAUAGCAUGGUUAAAGCGAGAUGUUGCGUUCCUCAGGCGUUGCAAACGCAAGACUUUGAUGCAGAAAAGUGGCUGAAGCAGUCCGUAGCUUCAGUUUUUGAGGGCCAAAUUUCGCCCCAAAAAUCGCAAAAUGGGAUUCUGAUUUGCAAUAUGAAAGCGAAAAAAAUUCACGUCCAAGACUGGCAUCACUUGCUGGCUGAAAGUGUUAAUAUUGCCAAAAAUUACAUCAAUAGCAAGUUGUAAAUGGAUCUGUGUUUAAAUAAAGGAAAUGAUCUAA
This is a messenger RNA of Dendroctonus ponderosae (mountain pine beetle), 3133 nucleotides long. RefSeq names its product alanine--tRNA ligase, mitochondrial (gene AlaRS-m). Gene Ontology annotation, molecular function: aminoacyl-tRNA deacylase activity; amino acid binding; alanine-tRNA ligase activity. The record is from RefSeq and is a predicted model, not a curated record. NCBI's taxonomy places the organism in Eukaryota, Metazoa, Arthropoda, Insecta, Coleoptera, Curculionidae. The transcript is spliced from 12 exons. Bases 94 to 3099 code for a protein of 1001 amino acids. Gene Ontology annotation, cellular component: mitochondrion; cytoplasm. Gene Ontology annotation, biological process: alanyl-tRNA aminoacylation; tRNA modification.